CCCAGCGGUAUUGGAGGCGGACUCGGUUCUCUACCCGCCGGUGGCCUUGGAGGAUCAGCAUCCACCCUCGUACAGGUCACUGCGACACCAACCGCCGCCGCCGGCACUGUCCCAGCAGCGACUGCUACAGCCGCAGCCGGUACAGUCGGCAGCAACUGCACUCCCCAGGCUUCCUCAGGGGGUCUAGGCAGCACAGAGAACGGCAUCACAGACAAGAACUGCUGCACAGACAUGACCGUUAUCUUCGCUCGCGGUACUGGAGAGAUGGGUAACGUUGGAAGUGUUGCCGGACCGCCCAUGUUCAAGGUCUUGAGAGAGAAGCUGGGCGCUACCCGAGUCACCGUUCAAGGUGUCGAGUACCCUGCUGACGCUGGCGGCAACGCAUCCAUGGGUGGCACAGGUGGCACAGUCAUGGCCCAGCUUGUUGCGACUGCGCUCUCUCAGUGCCCUAGCACCAAGAUCAUCCUCUCGGGCUACAGCCAGGGUGGCAUGGUCGUUCACAACGCCUUCAGCAAGGGAGUCAAGGGUGCUCAGGUCGCUGGUGCGGUUGUCUUCGGUGACCCAUUCAAGACCCAGGCUAUGGGAGAUCUCCCAGCCAGCCAGGUGCAGGAGUUCUGCGGAACAAGCGACUUUGUCUGCGGCGGUGGAGGCCAGGGCGGUGCUACUGGAAGCCACAUCAGCUACGGCAGCUCCGCUACCGCCGCUGCUGACUUCGCGAUCAAGGUUGCCGGUCUUUCUGCUUAA
Molecule: messenger RNA, 744 nt
Organism: Dothidotthia symphoricarpi CBS 119687
Lineage: Eukaryota; Fungi; Ascomycota; Dothideomycetes; Pleosporales; Dothidotthiaceae
Product: carbohydrate esterase family 5 protein
Exons: 2
Coding region: 232-744 (170 amino acids)
Biological process (GO): carbohydrate catabolic process
Cellular component (GO): extracellular region
Molecular function (GO): cutinase activity
Source: RefSeq, a predicted model, not a curated record